Triticum dicoccoides is the source of this 1334-nucleotide messenger RNA. Its product is annotated as acid phosphatase 1-like. Bases 65 to 1069 code for a protein of 334 amino acids. Lineage: Eukaryota; Viridiplantae; Streptophyta; Magnoliopsida; Poales; Poaceae. Gene Ontology annotation, molecular function: acid phosphatase activity. The transcript is spliced from 4 exons. The record is from RefSeq and is a predicted model, not a curated record.
AGCGCGCUGGCGCUGCGGUGCAAAUGGGGCACCAUCGCCCUAACUCCAACCCAAAGCAGGCCGCAUGCAUCUUCCAUGGCGUAAUCAUUCAUUCCUAUUCUUUUCCUUGCACUGGACGAUGACUCAACCCGACCGCGAGUCCGUCAUGAACCUUCCGGGCCUGGAUCCCCUCCCUAUAAAAUCCACACGUACGCCAGCUGCUGCUACUCACAAGUCAGACACAAGUCUCGAUCGACCCGUCUGCCUGCCGCGAGCAUCAUUGGCGCGUCGAUCCAGCCCACGUUUGUUUGGUAAUCCCGCGCGCGCGGCAUUGAUGGGUUCCUCCCAGGCGCUUGCUCUGUGGGUGGUGAUCACGCACCUCCUCUCCCUUGGCGGCGGCUUCGCCAGUUGCGCCUGGCCGAGCUCCGCGACGCACGACGACGCCGGCUGCCUCAGCUGGCGCGUCAUGGUGGAGGCCAACAACGCGAGGGGCUGGCGCACGGUGCCGGCGCCCUGCGUCGGCUACGUCAAGGCCUACAUGACCCGGGGCCAGUACGGCAGGGACCUGGACAGCGUCAUGGAGCAGGUGUCCGCCUACGUCGACCAGAUCGCCGCCGCCGCCGCCGACGGCCUCGACGCCUGGAUCUUCGACAUCGACGACACCUGCCUCUCCAACCUGCUCUACUACCAGGCCAAGCGCUUCGGGGCGUACGAUCCCAUGGCCUUCAAGAAGUGGGCUAGCCAAGGGGCCUGCCCGGGCAUACCGCCGGUCCUUGGGCUGUUCGCGGCGUUGCAGGAAAAGGGAUUCAAGGUCUUCCUUGUCUCCGGGAGGGACGAGCAGACUCUGGGCUCCUGCACGUCCCAGAAUCUGGAGUCGGAGGGGUUCUCAGGGUACGAGAGGCUCAUGAUGAGAACUCCCGAGUACCGAGGGCAGAGCUCGUCGCUGUUCAAGUCGGCGAUGAGGAAGCAGCUGGUGGACGAGGGCUACAGGAUCCGCGGCAACGUCGGGGAUCAGUGGAGCGACCUGCAGGGCGACAACGUCGGCGACCGCGUGUUCAAGAUACCAAACCCCAUGUACUUCGUCCCGUGAAAACACACGGGUCGCCGGCGGCCGGCCACCGGUGUGCUCGCUGGCCUGCCUGUCUGAUCGACUAAUUCAUAGGCCGUGUAAACAACGGCCGAUAUGUGGCAAAACAAGCAUAGUAGAACGUAAAUCAUACACUCGAAUUGAAGGCACAUUUUCCUGUUGUUAAUUUUCGUGACAUUCGCUAGUUUUUUUUCGUGACAUUUGCGGGCGGUUGACAUUCGCUAGUUUGGUUAUGAACGAUAAUGUAAUGAUCUGGACGCCAUUCAGA